CCAACGAACACAACGACCAACGUGAACAGCAACACGACAAAUACAAACAAACUUUCACUCAAGUCUGGUUAUAAGGGCUGACUUUUAAGCGAAUAUAUUUUUUCUGUUAAGUUUCAUUUCGCUUUUAGCCAGGUAAAGGUUUAAGCAAAGCGAGCUUCAUUCAGAAGCCUGAAACAUCAGUUAAGUUAGCUACCAAACACUACGUUGUUAGGUACCCUAGUUAACCUAGGUUAGUUAGGUUAGCGUUACUUUCAGCUUAUAGUUCGCCUCGAAAGUAUCAUGUCUUUAAUGUCCAGUAAAUAAUGAUGUCAGGUUUAGGUUUUAGUAAACUGGAAAAUAUUUUCACAGAGUUCUUAUAGAGUUGUACGACUGAAACAGUCUCUCAAAACUCACAAUGGACACCUAUAACCUCGACCUGAAAAACAGCCUCACUGCUCCUGUAAGUAAAUCAGUAAAACAUUUGCUGAACGAAUUCAAAAGUCUCUACGAGGAGAAGCUGAAGCGUCUCGAGUGUGAAAUCAAAUGUGGCUCACGAGAGGAGAGUCUGCGGAUGAAGGUUCGUAUCCUGCACUCGUAUGUGAAUGACCUGAGUGACCAGAAUCAAGUCUUAGUCCAGACAGUGGAGGACCUUGAGAAAGAAGCAAGUGAGAAGGUCGCCGGCUUGGAAGUGAAAUUACAGGCUGCGGAUAAAACCAUUGAUGAUUUGGACCAUGAGAGGAGGUGCCUUGAGGAGGACAACAGGCAUCUGAGAGCUGAGCUCCGAGCGCUGAAGGCUGACACUUUCACUCUUGCACAGGUCACGGGGGUUACCUUACAGACAGUGCCAUUGGAGAGGACCACUGACCGCUCAGCUUGCAGGGCUCAGUCACCGCAGAAGCCAGGGGACCUUAUGAAGGCUCAGGUGGAGGAUCUGCGGAAUCAGCUGAAGGCCAAGAACGGGAUUAUUCAAAGUCUGCAAGAGGAAAUUAAGACGCUUUUGUUCCACAGUGCCCAGAAGAAGAAUGAGUUGUUGGAGAAGAAGGAAGCCAUGCUGCUGCUGCGGAAGCCAGAGCUGGAGACGGCUCAGAUCACCAGCGGAGAUGUCAUCGGCAAACCACGCUCUGUGCUUUGGGUAGCGCACCAGGAAGCAGUAGCCUCUGAUGGAGAGGGCAGGAGGGUUGUGGAGGUGCCAGCUGAGGUUGGAAACCCAAAAGAGGAGCGAGCACACAAACCCAGCGAGCAGUUGCAGAAGCAUGAGGGGAUUGUGGGUAGAGUCCUGAACUCUCAGAGACAGAACGAGCUGGAGGUGUCCAAACUGACCUCUCGGGUAGAACAUCCACAGCUUCAUCAGGGCAAGGCCAGGAACUCCAGCACGCACUCCACGAGCCAGGACCCCCGCGAACAGAAGCUUUGCGGGCCGGACAAUAGCGGGCCUUGUGAAGCGGACCGGGCCGUUCUGCAGGAUCCUUCUGAGGGCCUUCAAUGGAAUUUCAGCCACCAGCAAGAGCGCCUCCUUCAGAGCCACAAACAGCUCUGCUUGAAACGCGAGCAGGUGAAAAGAAGAGAAGAAAAGGCCAAAGCAGCCAGCCCCGAGCUGCGGGAGCGAGAGGAGAGGAUGCGGCAGUUGCAGCUGGACACAACCUCUCUACAGGCCACUCAGAAUUGCGUGAGGAGGACCCUGGCUGGGAAAGAGCAGCAGCCGGUUAAAGAGCACGGCCACACCCUUCAGAGCCUCCAAAACCAGUUGCAGACCAGCAAGGAGAAAGUUAAUAGCCUGGGUUUAGAAGUCGGCCUGCUCAAGUCCAAAUUACAGGAAAAGACGGAACAAUCUCAACAGCUGCGAGAUCAAAUUCUCAAGCAGCAGGAGGCUUUAAGUAGGGCAAGCGCAACUCUUAAAGACACCAGGAGAGCAGCUGGCAAUAAGAUACACAAGAGAGAAAACAAGCUGUCUGUGGCCCAGAAGCAAUUACAGGAGGCCAAAAAACAGCUCGCUGACUGUAAAGAAGAGUGUCUCCAGAAGCAGAAGGAGCUGGAGAAGCUGCAGGAGGAGAAUGCAGAGCUGGUAGUCCAGUUGAAGGAGCACUCUCAGGAGCUCCACAGGCAGAGCAGUGAGAAGAGGAAAGUGGAGCUGGAGCUCGCUGUAAUCACUGAAAAACACAGAACCAACCAACAAGAGGUGGCUGGCCAGGAUCAGGUGAUUCUCCAGCUGAAAACGGAGCUCAGAGUCUCUGAGGAGAAGCUUCAGGGAGCACAGAAGGAGCUGGUGCUGCAGGAGGCUGAGGUCAGCAGGCUUAAUGAGAGGGUAAGGAGGCAGCAGGAGCAGUUACAGGAGCUGAGCGAGACGUGUCGCCAAGGAGACGCCCAACUGGACCUGAAAGAGCGGGACAGGCAGCAGCUACAGAGUCAACUGCAGCUCACCCAGCAACAGCUGAAGCAUCAGACUGAGCGGAGGGAGCGGACAGAGGGAGAACUGACCACUUCUCGGCAGGGUCAUGCUGCUGAUACAGAACGCUGGAGCCACAGGAACCUGCUGCUUCAGAAGCAGCUCCAGCAGGUCCAGGAGCAGAGCGCUCAGCACAGCCUCAUUCUUCUCGAGCUCAGAGACAACCUCGACCAGUCCCGGCAUGCACUGCAGCUAAGCCAAGAGAAGAUAACAGAAUAUGAGGAACUGUUGAAGGAGCAUGAUGGUCAGAUGAGCCUCGUGAAGCAGCAGCUGGAGGAGGUUCAGGAAGAGCUGAGAGAGAGCAGGACGUCUGCCCAGAGCCACCAGUCCACAGCCGACAUCUUCAAACAGAAAUACAUGGCAGCCAUGGAGAAAGUUCAGCAGCUGCAGGCCCAGAGCCAGAGAAUGGAGGAAGAUGCACAGCUUUCUAAGAAGCAGGCUGAGGAGGCCCAAGCAGAGGUUAGCAGUUUGAGAAAUGAAAUGUCCAGUCUGGAGUGUCGCUACAAGAAGAAAGCCAGCCAAAUGGAGCACUGGGAAGAGGCAGUGGAGCAGCUAAUGGAGGAGCUUCAGGCCGCCCUGGACAGCCUGAGGACUCGAGAAGAGAGAAGCCUCUGGUGCGAAGAGGAGAUGCAGAGAUUAAGAGUGGAAGUGGACAGUCAGCAAAAGCAGAUAUGUGGUUAUGAGGGGAAAUGUCUCCAGCUGCAGACGGACUUCACAUCUUACCAGGGUGACCACAGUUGUUCCAAUGAGGCAUAUGAAGCCCUACAGAAGCAGCUCGAUCUCUGCCAGAAGGCCCUGCAGCAGAGAGAGGAGGAGGUGGUACAAGUGAAGGCCGAGUUGCAGCACACGCUGCUGACUCUCCACAGCAGAAGUGAAGAGGUGCAGGAGGUCCGUGAGGAGGUGCAGAAGAUGCUGGAAGAGAAGAAGCAAAGUGAGGAGGAAAACCAGGCCGUGAGAAACCAGCUCAGACUACUGGACCAACAGCUUCAGCAGCUUUUUGCACUCUAUCCAGAUACAGCUGAUUCUGUAGCAGGACAGGAGGAGAGGGCAGUGUUGUUAUCAUCCAGUCUGAGGACCACAGAAAAGCAGCUGAGUGAGAGUCUGGAGCAGAGACAGAAACAGAGCAGUUAUCAGCUCACCCAGCUACAAGAUCUUCUACAGAAGCUUCAAAUGGAGGCCAGCGUUUCUCAGAAAUCUCUACAGAAAGCUCUAGAAGACACAGCGGAGCAGCAGAGACGCAGCUGUGAGGCCGUGGCUGAAAGAGACGAAGCCAGAGAGCAGAUGAGGCAGCAGGAGGCCUUGGUGUGUAAGCUGAGAGAGGAGCUGGAGCAGGAACACAGCCGCUAUGAAGAACAGCAGCAUCGGUUAAGCAAACUGAAGCUCCACAUGGCCGACAUGGGUACGGAGAUGGACAGCCUGAGAAUCACAACACAAUAUGCAAGUGAUGCACUGGUGAAGAGCUAUGAGGAGAGGAUUUUGGAGCAGAGCCAACAGCCCCAGCAAGGCCAGAGAGAGUGCCAGGAGAGCCUAGAGGAGCAUCAUGUCCUGUUGAAGAGGGAGCAUGCCAUCCUGCAGGAGAAAUAUGAGCACAGUGUUCGAGAGCUGCAGCAGUUGAGUGUGACCCUAGAGGAAGCCCUCACUGAUAAGACACACCUCCAGCAGGAGAGAAUGCAGCUUGUGACCGUCAUCAGCCACUGGAUCAAACAGCACAAGACUGCUAGUGAAAGUCUGGCCAGACGAAUCAAAGAACAGAACUGGCUUUUGGCGGCCAUCAGCAGAGAGAAAGAGCAUCUGCAGCAGUGCAGAGAUUCAUCAGAGGAGGAGCUAAGGAGGUUGAGCGUCCAGGUGGAGGAGAGAGAGCGAGAGAUCCAGCAAUUGAAGGCCAUCCACAGUCACUCUGCUAAUCAGCAAGCACUUGUUAAUCAGCUGCGAGGUCAUGUGGAGGUUGAGGAGUGAGAAUACCAAAAGAAGAUGUGUGUGUUGGGAAGGUGGAGGUGGUGAUGGAAACAGAUGACAUCUGGUUUAUCAUGUAGAGUCGCAACUUGAUAUAUAAUUUUGUUUUUCCCAAUAUGUUAAAUUUAGCAACUAAGCAGUAAUUUUGCAUUAAAAUUAAAGUACAGAAGUGUGCUCUCUAUAAGGGAUGUAUUAACUUAUUUUCACGUAGAAAAUCAACAAAACAUGUCAUUUGACCAGGGGUGCCUAAAUUUUACAUGCAACUGUUUUAAAUACUUAUGUUUUAGUUGGAGGUAGAUCACAAUAUAUUCUUUUUUAAUCAUUAUCAUGAUAUUGGCCUUUCUAAUAUGCUCGUUUCAGACAAUCAGCAUCUUUAAAUCCAAAAUGGGGAAAUUCUGGAAGUAUGCUUUAUAAACAUGCGAUCACUUAUUCCAUACUGAUGUACUACAUGACACCUGACCAUCACACUUCACAUUACACAUGUCUUGUUACACAUCCCAUCCCAUGGGCAUCAAUGUGGAGUUGCAAAUGAGCCCUAAGAUCAAUCACAUUGUUUUUUACUGUGCUCUUUCAGCAUCUUAAUCAGUCACAGUUCCACUCCUUAUGGCUGCAGUGUGACUGGGCAGGGCUAAACUGCAGGAGACUGAAUAGGAGAAUAUAUUGUAUAUGUGUUGUUUUUUGUGAUAUCAUAAAAACAAGUACUUCAGAUCAGGCUGUUUGUACAGUGUAGUUUCUGUAUAUGGGCCAUAGAGGGGAGAAUAAAUGAUAGAUACCAUAUCACA
Colossoma macropomum (tambaqui) is the source of this 5157-nucleotide messenger RNA. Its product is annotated as trichohyalin-like. The transcript is spliced from 28 exons. NCBI's taxonomy places the organism in Eukaryota, Metazoa, Chordata, Actinopteri, Characiformes, Serrasalmidae. The record is from RefSeq and is a predicted model, not a curated record. Gene Ontology annotation, biological process: spermatogenesis. The coding region runs from base 395 to 4378 and encodes 1327 amino acids.